Messenger RNA from Camellia sinensis, 545 nucleotides. The record is from RefSeq and is a predicted model, not a curated record. NCBI's taxonomy places the organism in Eukaryota, Viridiplantae, Streptophyta, Magnoliopsida, Ericales, Theaceae.
UUAAGGUGGACUGUUUGUUUAGUGGAUAACGCGCAUCCUGGCUUUCUGCAUUGGGUGAAACUUAUGCCAAUUUAAUCAAUAUAUCUUUGGUGGAUCGUCAUGGAGUCAAUACUGAUGUUUCAUAUUUGGUGUUGUUGACUUUUUUAGUAAUUGGUUAAGUUUUAUCUUUUAAGGCUUUGUGGUGGAGGUAAAGAGUUCUAGAAGACGUGGAAAUAAGAUGGAGGCAACUAAGCCAAAGCUGUGAGGCCACGGUUUUGGGCAUAGUGUGGAUGUUCUGAUGUAGUUCAAUUGAUGGCUAGCAGGAAACUUUUGUACUGUAAGAUAUGACAAUAAAACCAACAGUAGCCCUGAGGGCUCUACUUGUAGGAGGUGUUGCUGCAUUUGCAAAAAUUGCUGGCGCCAUGAAAGCUGCCAGUGGUGUCAAGUUGGGGGCAGCAGCAGCUGCCAUGACAGCGGCAGCAACUGCAGCUAUGUCGGGAUCAAAACAAGAACCGGAGGAUUCUUCUAAGCAAUCUACAAAAUGAUAUUUUUUUUUUUUUUUUUUU